UUUUUUUCGAGCCAUGGCAGUUAACAACAACAUAAUGGUACGACUGUUGAUUAUAGAGAUCACGUUUUUGAUAUUAGCCGUCGUCAACUCAUACCCAGCKUUUGGAGAUAACGAAUUUAAACAUAAAAUCAGAGACAAAGGGAGAAGUAUAAGAGGUUUCAAAAAUAUGGACUUAUCUACAGCUAGAGGGUUUGGUAAACGAACCGACCAUUACAUGAAUUUAAUGCCAUUGGAUUUAUUUUUGAACAACAAAGAAGAUAGCUACAAUCAAAAUAUACCGAUGGAAGUGUAUUUGGAAAAAAUACUGAAGAACAAAUACAAUAAUUUUAUUGAAAAGCUAAUCGAUUUCAACCAUGACAAUUAUCUUUCCGGAGAAGAAUUGCUGCAGCCAAUUGAGGGCGAAUCAUAAUAAGAAGUUAUAUAUAAAUAUGAAUUAUAUAUAUUAUUAAAGUCAGUUUCACUUACAAAUAAUUUGGUUGUAAAUGUCUUCAAAAUUAAAAAAUAUAUAUAUUAAUGUAA
Molecule: messenger RNA, 519 nt
Organism: Diuraphis noxia (Russian wheat aphid)
Lineage: Eukaryota; Metazoa; Arthropoda; Insecta; Hemiptera; Aphididae
Product: allatotropins-like
Source: RefSeq, a predicted model, not a curated record